AUGGAGUUUUCAAAAGAAGGUGAUCUUAUUAUAGGAGGAGUAUUUUCUAUAACCAGUACUCGCAAACUGAAGGAUAAUGGCUACCAGGCUUUGCCAAAUGCAUACUGCACACGGUGGAAUACCAGGGAAUUGAAAUUUGCCAGAACAGUAAUUUUCACUGUGGAAGAGAUAAAUAGAGAUACUAAGCUUCUUCCUGGAGUUAGUCUGGGUUAUAGGCUGUUCAAUGGCUGUGGGAGUGCAAACCUGGUACAAGCAGCUGUCGAAGCUGUAAAUGGAGACGACUCAAAAGGCUGCAGAAGUCACAUCCAGGCUCUCUUAGGCCAUUCAUCUUCUGGAGUGAGUGAAGACAUAAACAGCAUACUAAGCCCACUAUCCAUUCCACAGGUAAGCCAUCUUUCAACCUGUGCUUGUUUGAGUGACAGAAGACGGUACCCCUCGUUCUUCAGAACUGUGCCAAGUGACCACUUCCAAAUCAUCGGUAUUGUGCAGCUCAUGAAAUAUUUCGACUGGCGCUGGUUUGGGAUUAUUUACGCUAACUCUUUGUACUCAGAACAAGGAACCGCUCAUCUCAUUAGGGAAGCAAAAAAAGAGGGGAUAUGUGUUGAAUACACAUUACGUCACUCAAGAAGGCAGGUGUAUGAUUUGGCGAAGACAAUAAGGGAAUCCUCGUCAAAUGUGGUCCUGUUGUUUAUGUCUUUGUCUCUUACCAAAUCGUUACUGUCAAAAAUGGAUGGAUAUAACAUAACUGGAAAGCAGUGGCUAGGUAGUGAAUCUUGGAUCACACAGGUAGACCUAGCUUCUGUCAAGAGAAAAAACAUUUUGCAGGGGGCAAUGGGCUUUGCCCUGCCUCAGUCAUCUAUACCAGGUCUUGCUGAAUUCUUGCUCAACUUUAAACCUGCAGAUGAACCAGAAAGUGCUAUGGUUAAAGCAAUGUGGGAGAUGUUUUUUGACUGCACCUUCUCAUCAUCAAAUAUCUCUACUAUGUGCACUGGCACAGAAAAUCUCAGGACUGUCUCCAAUGACUACACAGACGUGACACAAUUCAGGGCUGAGAAUAACGUGUACAAAGCUGUGUACUUGGUGGCAUAUGCUCUUCAUGCACUAUUGCAAUGUACAAAUGGCUCAAAUCCCACCACAGGAAAGCCCUGUGUAAACAAGAAUGAAGUUGAGCCUAAGCUUGUGUUGGAACACAUUAAGUACGUGAACUUCACAACAGAGAAUGGAGCGAAGGUUUUCUUUGAUGAAAAUGGAGACUCAGUUGCUCAGUAUGAAUUAGUUAACUGGCAGAUGAAAGAAGACGGCUCUGUGGAUAUUGCAAAUAUCGGUCAAUAUGAUACCUCUUUUCCAGAGGGGGAAAAGUUCAAACUAAAAAAGAACACCACAAUUGUUUGGGGAGGAAACAAGAAUAAGGUCGUAAGGUCUGUCUGCAGAGAACCAUGCCCACCAGGGACUCGUAAGGCCAUGAAUAAAUUGAAGCCUGUGUGUUGCUUUGACUGUUUUGAGUGCCCUGAGGGAACAAUAAGUAAUGAGACAAAUUCCCCUGAUUGUUUGAUCUGUUCACCUGAGUUUUGGCCAAAUGAAAAUAAAGACAAGUGUCUUCCGAAAUUGACUGAAUACCUGUCUUACAAAGAAAUCAUGGGUGCACUUUUAACUGGAUUUGGCUGUGUUGGCGUUUUUCUAUCUCUUCUGACAUCAGUCAUAUUUUUGACUCACAAAGAGACUCCUAUUGUGAGGGCCAACAACUCUGAGCUGAGCUUCCUGCUGCUCUUCUCCUUGACUCUGUGUUUCCUGUGUUCUCUGACCUUCAUCGGUCGGCCCUCUCAGUGGUCCUGCAUGCUGCGACACACAGCAUUCGGCAUCACCUUUGUCCUCUGUAUCUCUUGUGUUCUGGGGAAAACAAUAGUGGUACUAAUGGCCUUCAGGGCUACACUUCCAGGCAGUAAUAUGAUGAAGUGGUUUGGGCCUGCCCAGCAGAGACUCAGUGUUCUGAGUUUCACUCUCAUUCAAGUUGUGAUUUGUAUUAUUUGGCUGAUAAUGAAUCCUCCAUUCCCAAAUAAGAACAUGAAGUACUAUAAAGAAAAGAUUAUUCUCGAGUGUGCUUUGGGUUCAGCUGUUGGAUUCUGGGCUGUGUUAAGUUAUAUCGGACUACUUGCUCUCUUGUGUUUUGUACUUGCUUUUUUUGCUAGAAAGCUACCAGACAGCUUUAAUGAAGCCAAACUGAUAACAUUCAGCAUGUUGAUAUUCUGUGCCGUCUGGAUCACUUUUAUCCCAGCUUAUGUCAGCUCUCCUGGGAAGUUCACUGUGGCUGUGGAGAUAUUUGCUAUUUUGGCCUCCAGUUUCAGUUUGCUAUUCUGUAUUUUCUUCCCAAAAUGUUAUAUUAUUAUCUUCAGGCCAGAACAAAACUCAAAAAAACAUUUGCUGGGGAAAACCACCACGAACACUUUAAACUAUAUUCAAAUGUAUACUCCAAAACAAACAGCCUUAGAGUUAUUCCUUAUAAUCCAACGUUAG
Messenger RNA from Gymnodraco acuticeps, 2511 nucleotides. RefSeq names its product extracellular calcium-sensing receptor-like. Gene Ontology annotation, biological process: G protein-coupled receptor signaling pathway. Gene Ontology annotation, cellular component: membrane. Gene Ontology annotation, molecular function: G protein-coupled receptor activity. Lineage: Eukaryota; Metazoa; Chordata; Actinopteri; Perciformes; Bathydraconidae. The record is from RefSeq and is a predicted model, not a curated record.